AUGGGCCAAAAAAGUAGUAAAGUGCAUAUAACCAAAACAGAUAGGGCGAUCCUAGAAGUAAAACGAUCUAAAGAUGAAAUUCAUAAGUUUACGAGGAGGACAGAUAAUUUGAUUUUGGUAGAGAAGAGUCAACUAAAAGACCUAAUACGAAAAAAUCCUGAAAAUUAUAAAUCUAACAUGAAGGUACGAUUUCUACUAAAAAGAAUUCAUUAUCAGGAGCAUUUGUUGCAGCAGGCUUCGGAUCAGCUUAUUAAUUUGGAAAAUAUGGUGUCAACACUUGAGUUCAAAAUGGUAGAAAAGCAAUUUAUUAAUGGACUGAAAAAUGGAAAUGAAAUCUUGAAAAAACUAAACAAGGAAUUUAGCAAUGUUGAUGAACUGAUGGACGAUGUACAAGAUCAAAUUGCGUAUCAAAAUGAAAUUAACGAGACAUUAUCUAGAAGCUUAGUCGGAACAAGCAAUUAUGAAGACGAUCUAGAUAAGGAAUUGGAUGCUCUAGAAAGUGAACUCAAUCCAGAGAAGAUGAAUAACGCAAAAGUAGCUAACAUGCCAUCAACAGAAGGUUUGCCAUCAUUGCCUCAAGGAGAACAAACCGAGCAAAAAGAAAGAGAGGAAUUCGCGACGGAGGAGAGAUCAGACACUAAGGAACCUUUAGCAUUACUAUCCUGA
Molecule: messenger RNA, 666 nt
Organism: Saccharomyces cerevisiae S288C
Lineage: Eukaryota; Fungi; Ascomycota; Saccharomycetes; Saccharomycetales; Saccharomycetaceae
Gene: VPS20
Product: ESCRT-III subunit protein VPS20
Exons: 1
Coding region: 1-666 (221 amino acids)
Biological process (GO): vacuolar transport
Cellular component (GO): endosome membrane; vacuolar membrane
Source: RefSeq, marked reviewed